CAUGAAUAAUAAAUCUUGUCACAUUUUAUCAUAUUGAGAUAAUUUACUAGCCACCAGCAUCUAUAGUAUAUCUAUAUAUAUUCAAUCAACAUGAGCAACCGGGGUACCGCACAGCCCGAAGGCGGGAAGGCCAGUCAGCAAGGUGGUAGAAACACCAGUUCCGGCUCUUUCUCCGGUCCCGAUUUCAAUAACCUCUACGAUCAAAAGAGACCCACAGAUAAGGAGGCCAUCAAAAGACGCGAGAGCAUAUCAGAUCAGUACAACACCGGGUCUGUAGGCAAGAUGUGGAAACGUUGGGUUUCUGGCACUGUUGGUGAAACAAGGCCUUGAAUAUUUCUUCCGGUCGAUAUGCAGUAGCCACGGAGCGCUGAUUGUGUAUACAAGAGAUGGUGUAUCAUUGCUGCUUGGCUGGUCGCUUGGCUGGCCGGACAUUAGAGCCGGACAGAGUUAAUUCUAUACUUAUUGCGCGGCGUUGAAUACUAUUUUUUGGUAAAACAUCUAUUAUACGUAUGAGUUAAGGUGGUGAUAAAUAGUGUUGAGUUGGCAUUACCAAUUAUAAUCGCCAUUGCUAUACCUAUCUGUAUACCGUUUCUUUUGGCUUGUGAUCACCUCCUUUUUACCUGGUUAUUCGAAAGAAUAGUGUCCGCC
This is a messenger RNA of Daldinia decipiens, 648 nucleotides long. RefSeq lists its product as uncharacterized. The coding region runs from base 91 to 330 and encodes 79 amino acids. Lineage: Eukaryota; Fungi; Ascomycota; Sordariomycetes; Xylariales; Hypoxylaceae. The record is from RefSeq and is a predicted model, not a curated record. The transcript has 3 exons.